Molecule: messenger RNA, 1066 nt
Organism: Phragmites australis (common reed)
Lineage: Eukaryota; Viridiplantae; Streptophyta; Magnoliopsida; Poales; Poaceae
Product: peptidyl-prolyl cis-trans isomerase CYP22-like
Exons: 7
Coding region: 106-714 (202 amino acids)
Biological process (GO): protein peptidyl-prolyl isomerization
Cellular component (GO): intracellular membrane-bounded organelle
Molecular function (GO): peptidyl-prolyl cis-trans isomerase activity
Source: RefSeq, a predicted model, not a curated record
UACACGAGAUGAGCCCGUCGACCCCAUCUCGAAGCUUCUUCGUCCGUCUCCGGCUGGGCCUCGAAUCUUCGAGAAGCUACCGGAGCCUGCCCCCCGAGCACCGCCAUGGCGUCCUCCGGCGGAGCGGCCAUAUCGGCAGGGCCCACGCCGCCGUCGGCAACGGCGUCGGCGGUGGAGUGGCACCAGCGGCCGCCGAACCCGAAGAACCCGGUGGUGUUCUUCGACGUGACCAUCGGGUCCAUCCCCGCCGGCCGCAUCAAGAUGGAGCUCUUCGCGGACAUCGCCCCGAAGACCGCCGAGAACUUCCGGCAAUUCUGCACUGGCGAGCACAGAAAAAAUGCUUUGCCACAGGGGUAUAAGGGCUGUCAGUUCCACAGGGUGAUCAAAGAUUUCAUGAUUCAGUGUGGUGACUUCUUGAAGAAUGAUGGUACUGGAUGCACAUCAAUCUACGGUACCAAAUUUGACGAUGAAAAUUUUAUUGCAAAGCAUACUGGGCCUGGACUUCUCUCAAUGGCAAACAGUGGAGCUAACUCUAAUGGAUCUCAGUUCUUUAUAACAUGUGCGAAAUGUGAUUGGCUGGACAACAAGCAUGUGGUCUUUGGGAGAGUGCUCGGAGACAGUCUGCUCGUCGUGAGGAAGAUUGAAAAUGUUGCAACUGGACCAAACAACCGACCAAAGCUUGCCUGCGUUAUAAGUGAAUGUGGUGAAAUGUAGCUUGAUUCUUGAAUGUGGCUAGUCUUCUACCUCUUGACGCUGCUGAUGUAGGUCUUGUUGCGUUGAUGUUUGAUGAAAGUACGGAAUCACUGGAAACAGUAUAGAGAUAUUCUUGAAUGUACUGAAGCAUGUCAAAAUUUACAGUGAUCAAGGUGUACCGUUAUGACAUUAUCUGUAGAAUAAUUUCGAAACAUGUGCUGAGGAUUGUUUCGAAACAUGAAAUUUAUGAUCGACUUGUGAUCGAUGCUUUCCCCUUCUGUAGGUAUGCUUCCGUGAUCCAGGAAGGCAGCAAUUUUUGGCCUCCGACUCUACCCCCAAAUGUUUUUCAGGAUAUUCUAUUUUAUGCUUGUUC